AGCCCGCUCCCUAGGGCUCAGCUCGCUGAGAAGGACGCUGAGCUGGAGUUUCCACGCGGGCUAGAGGGGCAGAAGGGACAGCUGCAGAAAGCUGAGACAGCUAGGAGUUCCGCCUCACGCCCCUCUGUUCUGUACAAAAGUCGUUCUUGGUUUGAGGCGAACAGACCCCGGAUCCCCCGGAUCGCGCUUUUCCUCGAAAGCCGCCUGUCCGCCUUUGGUUUCCGAAAACAAAGCAUCGAAGCAGUGUGCACACUGGGGGCGCUGGGUCAGGCCAUGGUCAUGGAAGUGGGCUCCCUGGACGCUGGAAGCCUGCGGACGCUGCUGCGGGAGCGCGCGGCGCACUGCCUGCUGCUCGACUGCCGCUCCUUCUUUGCUUUCAACGCCGGCCACAUCGCGGGCUCUGUCAACGUGCGCUUCAGCACCAUCGUGCGGCGCCGCGCCAAGGGCGCCAUGAGCUUGGAGCACAUCGUUCCCAACUCGGAGCUGCGCGGCCGCCUGCUGACGGGCGCCUACCACGCCGUGGUGCUGCUGGACGAGCGCAGCGCCUCGCUGGACUGCGCCAAGCGCGACGGCACCCUGGCUCUGGCCGCUGGCGCGCUCUGCCGGGAGGCUCGGGCCACACAAGUCUUCUUCCUCAAAGGAGGAUAUGAAGCUUUUUCGGCUUCCUGCCCGGAGCUGUGCAGCAAACAAUCGACCCCCAUGGGGCUUAGCCUCCCUCUGAGUACUCACGUCCCUGACAGCGCCGACUCAGGAUGUAGUUCCUGCAGCACCCCACUCUAUGAUCAGGGUGGCCCCGUGGAGAUCUUACCCUUCCUGUACCUGGGCAGUGCCUAUCACGCUUCUCGCAAAGACAUGCUGGAUGCCCUGGGCAUCACCGCCUUGAUCAACGUUUCAGCCAAUUGCCCCAACCAUUUUGAAGGGCAUUACCAGUAUAAGAGCAUCCCUGUGGAGGACAACCACAAGGCAGACAUCAGCUCCUGGUUCAAUGAGGCAAUUGACUUCAUAGAUUCCAUCAAGAAUGCUGGAGGAAGGGUAUUUGUCCACUGCCAGGCAGGCAUAUCCCGCUCAGCCACCAUCUGCCUUGCUUACCUCAUGAGGACUAACCGAGUCAAGCUGGACGAGGCCUUUGAAUUUGUGAAGCAAAGGAGAAGCAUCAUCUCUCCUAACUUCAGCUUUAUGGGCCAGCUGCUGCAGUUUGAGUCCCAGGUCCUGGCCCCCCACUGCUCAGCUGAGGCUGGGAGUCCCGCCAUGGCUGUGCUGGACCGAGGCACCUCCACUACCACUGUCUUCAACUUCCCUGUCUCCAUCCCCGUUCACUCCACGAACAGUGCAUUGAGCUACCUUCAGAGCCCCAUCACGACCUCUCCCAGCUGCUGAGGCACCACGGGAGGUGAUCUGAACUUCACAACUUACCAGGACUCCAGGCUCCUUGGCAGGAGAAAUGCAAUAACUCUGGGGCAGGGGACUCUUGAGCUGGUCCUUAUUUAUUUAAUUUCACCUGACUUCCACUGGGUUCCUCAACAGUCAUAGUGAAUGACUUCAAAGUCUAGACGAUUGCUGAACUCAGCACAUUUGGGGCCAAUUUACAGUGGGUACAUCAAGUCCCUCUGACAAAAAGGGGCAGAAGGGAAAGGACUCUGUAUGAGCCAGUUUCUUUUUGCUUGCCCCCAUUUUUUGUAGAAACUUCAUGCUUGACAUACCUACCAGUAUUACCAUUCCCGACAACACAUACAUACACAUGAGAAAUAUACCUUAUUUAUUUUUGUGUAGGUGGGCUGCCUUCACAAAUGUCAUUGUCUACUCCCAGAAAAGCCAAAUACCUCAAUUUUUGUGUUUAAGUACUGUAAUGUCCUGUAAAUAGAUCCUAAGCAGGUUUGUUUCCAGCACUGAUAGGAAACAUCAGUGUUGCUCUGUUUUGUGUUUUUUAAGUUGCCAACAGUUGUAUGUUUGCUGAUUAUUUAUGACCUGAAAUAAUAUAUUUCUUCUUCUAAGAAGACAUUUUAUUACAUAAGGAUGACCUUUUUUAUACAACAGAAUAAAUUAUAGUAUUUCUAUUGAAAU
This is a messenger RNA of Elephantulus edwardii (Cape elephant shrew), 2061 nucleotides long. RefSeq names its product dual specificity phosphatase 1 (gene DUSP1). NCBI's taxonomy places the organism in Eukaryota, Metazoa, Chordata, Mammalia, Macroscelidea, Macroscelididae. The record is from RefSeq and is a predicted model, not a curated record. Gene Ontology annotation, cellular component: nucleus; cytoplasm. Bases 274 to 1377 code for a protein of 367 amino acids. Gene Ontology annotation, biological process: protein dephosphorylation; endoderm formation; negative regulation of p38MAPK cascade. Gene Ontology annotation, molecular function: protein tyrosine/threonine phosphatase activity; MAP kinase tyrosine/serine/threonine phosphatase activity. The transcript has 4 exons.